Messenger RNA from Helianthus annuus (common sunflower), 1961 nucleotides. Its product is annotated as ATP-dependent 6-phosphofructokinase 5, chloroplastic. Gene Ontology annotation, cellular component: cytoplasm. The record is from RefSeq and is a predicted model, not a curated record. NCBI's taxonomy places the organism in Eukaryota, Viridiplantae, Streptophyta, Magnoliopsida, Asterales, Asteraceae. Gene Ontology annotation, molecular function: 6-phosphofructokinase activity; ATP binding. Gene Ontology annotation, biological process: fructose 6-phosphate metabolic process; glycolytic process. Bases 127 to 1683 code for a protein of 518 amino acids. The transcript is spliced from 13 exons.
AAAUACAAGUAGAUACAAGAAAGCGGCUUCCGUUAGAACUAGACGGCCCCUUUGACUAGUUGGCCAAAAAAGUCAUUUUCCUCACACUCUUCUCUGUGUCUGUGAUUUCAACAAGAAUAGAAUAGAAUGGGAUCGCUGUCACCGGCGAUGACCCCCAAGCUACUGCUUCCGGCCAAAACCAGUCACACAAUUUCCCUGAAUGCAGUCUUCCGCCCACCUUUCCCGUCUCCGGGAAGCAUGAUCAAGCGGAUCCGUUGUAAGUCCAUUGAUUUUAGCCAUCCUGAUUGGAAGACUAAGUACCAACAAGACUUCGAGCAGCGAUUCAAUAUCCCUCACGUCACUGAUUUCUUCCCUCACGCUCAAUCCUACCCUUCCACUUUUUGUCUCAGAAUGAGGACUCCAGUGAGUGAAGAUUUUGCACAAGGGUAUCCCUCUGAUGAGGAGUGGCAAGGAUACAUUAAUAAUGACGAUAGAGUGCUACUUAAGGUUAUUCGAUUUUCCUCACCUAGAUCUGCUGGUGCUGAGUGUAUCGAUCCUGACUGUACAUGGGUGGAACAAUGGAUUCAUCGUGCUGGUCCUCGUGAAAAAAUAUACUUUAAACCAGAAGAUGUGAAGGCUGCAAUUGUAACUUGUGGCGGACUCUGUCCUGGGCUUAAUGAUGUCAUACGACAGAUUGUCAUCACACUUGAGAUUUAUGGUGUGAAAAAGAUUGUGGGGAUUCCUUUUGGAUAUCGUGGGUUUGGGAACGAAUUAGCUGAAAUACCUUUAACCAGGAAGGUUGUACAAAAUGUACAUCUUUCUGGUGGAAGCUUGUUAGGAGUUUCACGUGGCGGACCCAAUGUCAGUGAAAUUGUUGACAGCAUGCAGGAAAGAGGAAUCACCAUGCUUUUUGUGCUCGGUGGAAAUGGAACACAUGCUGGUGCUAAUGCCAUACACAAUGAGUGCCGAAAACGAGGGUUUAAGGUGGCUGUGGUUGGUGUUCCCAAAACUAUAGAUAACGAUAUCCUGCUGAUGGAUAAGACGUUUGGUUUUGAUACUGCUGUUGAGGAAGCACAAAGAGCCAUAAACUCUGCAUACAUUGAAGCGCAUAGUGCUUAUCGUGGCGUUGGGGUUGUGAAACUGAUGGGGCGUAGUAGUGGUUUUAUAGCUAUGCAAGCAGCACUUGCUAGUGGGCAGAUUGACAUAUGUUUGAUUCCUGAGGUACCGUUUGAGUUGCAUGGACCACACGGUGUUCUAAACCAUCUAAAGUAUCUACUUGAGACAAAGGGAUCAGCUGUCAUCUGUGUAGCAGAAGGAGCCGGUCAGAAUUUUGUGGAGAAAACAAACGCCAAGGACGCGUCUGGAAACAUUGUAUAUGGAGAUAUUGGUGUUCAUAUACAUCAGGAGAUAAAAAAAUAUUUUAAGGAGAUUGGUGAUCCAGCUGAUGUAAAAUACAUUGAUCCUACAUACAUGAUCCGUGCCUGCCGAGCAAACGCAUCAGAUGGAAUUCUGUGCACGGUGCUGGGUCAAAACGCGGUCCAUGGAGCAUUUGGUGGAUAUAGUGGGAUCACGGUUGGCAUAUGCAACACGCACUACGUUUACCUUCCUAUUCCUGAAGUUAUAUCUUAUCCAAAGACUGUUGACCCGAACAGCCGGAUGUGGCAUCGUUGUUUGACUUCAACCGGACAGCCCGAUUUCGUCUAAUCCGUAUAACCGAUUUUGUUCGAAUCUUUAAAUUACUACUUGCACGCAAAAUGACACCAUUUUGAGAAAUAAAACACAAGUUACGAUUUGUGAACACGAUGCUUUUAAACAAUCUAGAAAACAAAUAACCAAAAAGACCAUUGAAAGUGGAUUUUUGUUUUAAAUUUUAUAGUUGGUCUUGUGAAGGAUAUUAUGGAAAUGGAGGCUCCUCCCUUCACUGAUUCUGUCUGUAUUCUAACCCUUGUUGGAUUAAGUAAAAUCUUGUUGAUUAUUUAUUC